CGCGGUCGUGACAUUUCAGUGCAGUCGCACACAAUGAUAAUUAUAUGAAUGACUAAAUUCUUUGGUAUUCGAAUGUAUGGUUACUGUGAUUUUUGAGGUGCUAAAACCUACAAACAAUCAUCUUUUCCUUAAUAUUGAACAACAUUCAUCAGUCAUCUAUAUAUAAAGAAUCAGUGGGUUUAUUACAUCAAUUUGUCUGUAUCACUGUUUGAAAAAUGGAUUCAAAUGAAUUUAUUCCAGAGGCAUACAAGGAUGCAAUAAAUCAAGAGUUUGCAUAUGACCCAAUUCGAUUGCCCAUUUCACAAGAUCCUGCUCAACUUCUCUACAAUCGCAGGACCCUGGAGAUCAUUUGGGAGGCCAAACACCAAGCCAUUAAUCCAUUCACAAACAUGCCUUUUGAUAUUAACCAGGCCAUACCUCAGGUAGACUUGGCCAAACAUAUGCGAAGCUACCUUACAGACAACAAAGCAGUAACUAACAACAGUGCUUCUCAGUGCAAUGGUUAUGCCGAUAGGCAAUCUUUGAGGGGCUUAGAAGUCAUUCAAGACUACAAUAGAGUUUUGGAAGAGAGUGAAAUGAAGGACCACCUCAAUGGUCUGGUUUUGCACACCCAUUGCUUUCCUCAUGGAUCAAAAACCAACAUGGUAGAGAACUUCUGGAAAGCCUUGUGGAAAAAGCUCAAUAUACUUCGCCUUGUUUGCCAAUACAAAGUUGAAAACAGAGAGCUUUUUGUUUCAGUUCAAGGCUACAAAUCUUUGUUCAGAGUUGUGAAUCUGGAGCUAGUUAACUUGUAUAGCAAGUUUUCUUCUUCUUCUUCUACUCUUUGUGAGGAGGCCAAGGAUGUGUACAGAGAAGUGGCCAGGAUUGUGAAUAUUAUUGGGUUGACAGAAAGAGAUUUGAUAAAGAUACCUGAGAAGUUUGUGAAUGCACUAAUGCAUGUUCUUUCCCAACUUAGGAAAUCUAAGUAUGUCAAGAUUCAGAGCUUGGUGUUAAGAAUCUAUCGCUGGAUUUUUCAUGACUGCUCAGGUCUUCUAUUUUCUUCCAAGAUGGAGUUAUUCGGCCCUUAUGUUGUCAAUGUUCCCAUUCAACUGCUAGGGCGCCCUAGUCAGAUGGACAUAAGCACUGAGGACCUGAACAAUGGAACAGCUAUCCUGAAAGCAAUAUGGGCUCAAAACAAGUUUGCCCUCUUAGCCUGUAAUAAAUACCCACAACUUCUUGUGAACGUUACAACACUCUGUAUCUCUCUCUAUGAGAAAGAGCUACAAAAUGAAGUAGAGAAGAAGCUUCAAAUCAGUUUGGCGCUAGAACAAGGAUUGUGGCUUCUUCAUAAGUUAUUAAUCAAGUCUGAUGAUAAUUUCUCUUACCACUUUCAUUUUGAUACAGCAGAAAAGAAAUUGCUAAGUAUGGAAAUUGUAAACAAUAUUGUUGGUAUGGCUAGGCUGGGUAUUAGAGGGUUGAAAUUUGAUUCAUUGCAUUUGGAAUUGGGUUUAAGCUGCAUGGCUUCUAUCUAUAUACAGAGAGGUCUUUGUGUCAUAAAAAGAGAGGAUGUUCAAGUUUUAGAGGUGUUGCUAAGGAGUGAUGAGAUUCUGAAGGAGUACAGUAUGGAGGUCAAGGAUUCUAUUGAAGCAAUUGUUAAAUAUGCCGGGCAUGUAGGAGUUGAGCCAAUGGAGGGUAAUUUGUUCAAAAAAUGGAUUGGUGUCUAUGCAUUGUGUGCUGCUGCUAUGGCUUUACAAUAUGUUGAUCAAAAGUAAAAGGAACAUUGAUGAUAAACCUUGAUUCGCUUGUAAAUAUAUUUGCUUUUCUUAAAGCAUUCCAGAUUCUCUUUUAAGGGUUUUUGGCCUUGAAAAUGCUGUUUAUUAA
Messenger RNA from Cryptomeria japonica (Japanese cedar), 1860 nucleotides. RefSeq lists its product as uncharacterized. The coding region runs from base 216 to 1751 and encodes 511 amino acids. The transcript has 2 exons. Gene Ontology annotation, molecular function: ubiquitin-protein transferase activity. Gene Ontology annotation, biological process: protein ubiquitination. Lineage: Eukaryota; Viridiplantae; Streptophyta; Pinopsida; Cupressales; Cupressaceae. The record is from RefSeq and is a predicted model, not a curated record.